GCUAUCGGGCAUUGGGUCGUUUCAUCAUCGCACAGAAAGAAACGUAACCUCCUCUUCCCACGCUUAAAUCUUUCAAGGCGUUUAUAAGUGUAUUUGUAGGCAUACAGGCUGAAUUACGCGCAGUCUCCGGUCAAUGCGCGCUGAUUGUCUCCAUUGCAGUGCGCGCGGUUACCAUUACGCACCGGAGGACAAGAGCUGUUACAGAAGGUUUCUCAUGAAACCCUGUUGGAUCAUGUGUUAGACUUGAUUAUGAAUGAGAAACCUCCGAACAGCACCAGUCUGUUUUUGAGUGAAGAUUCAGAGAAGUCCCAGCAUACUGACGAAGGCCUGCAGCGUCUUCGCAGGGUUAUACAGAAACAGAUGUCUGGAGGCAGGAGAAAGAUGAGCGGCUUCACACGAGAGAACAUCAAGAUGUCCCUGCGACGGAACGCCUUCGUGCUCUUUACUGUCGCCGCUGUGGUUUUAGGUGUUCUGCUGGGUUUUGCCCUGAGACCUCAUAACCUGAGCAUCAGAGAGGUGAAGUAUUUCUCUUUCCCUGGAGAACUGCUGAUGAGGAUGCUUCAGAUGCUCGUUCUGCCCCUCAUCGUCUCCAGUCUCGUCACAGGAAUCUCUUCUUUGGACAGCAAGGCCUCUGGGAAAAUGGGAAUCCGUGCCAUCAUUUACUAUAUGGUGACCACGUUCAUUGCCGUUUUCAUCGGUAUUAUCUUGGUCAUUAUAAUCAAGCCUGGUAAAGGGAGCAGGGACCGCCCGAUGACCUCUAGUGGCAGCAUCGAGCCGGUGCAGGCUGCUGACGCAUUUCUGGACCUGAUAAGAAACAUGUUUCCACCAAAUCUAGUUGAGGCCUGCUUCAAACAGUACAAAACAGUUUACAAGAAGACCAUGCUGACCAGAAACAUCACCAUCACGGUCAAUGCGACAGAAAGCAUCAACUCUACAGAUCUCCAGGCGUCUAACUUCAGCACAGUCCUGCAGAGCCUCCAGGAGACGGUGGAGGAGGUGGUGCCUCUCUCAGGUUCCUCUAAUGGUGUGAACGCCCUGGGGCUGGUGGUCUUCUCCAUGUGCUUUGGAUUAGUGAUCGGGAACAUGAAACAGCAGGGUCAGGCACUGCGGGACUUCUUCGACUGCCUAAAUGAGGCUAUAAUGCGCUUGGUGUCCAUCAUCAUUUGGUACGCUCCAGUGGGCAUCCUCUUCUUGAUCGCCGGGAAGAUUGUAGAGAUGAAGGACCUUGCGCUGGUGGGAGGACAGUUGGGGAUGUACACAGUGUCCGUCAUUGUCGGGCUGCUAAUCCACGGCCUGUUCGUUCUGCCCUUGCUCUUCUUCGUGGUGACCAGGAAGAACCCUUACACCUUCAUCGCCGGUCUGCUGCAGGCUCUGAUCACGGCUCUGGGCACAUCCUCCAGCUCUGCCACCCUGCCCAUCACUUUCCGUUGUCUUGAGGAAAACAACCAUGUGGACAAACGAGUGACACGAUUUGUGUUGCCGGUUGGAGCCACAAUUAACAUGGAUGGGACUGCUCUGUACGAGGCGGUGGCGGCCAUUUUUAUUGCCCAAGUCAAUGAUAUGGACCUGAAUUUUGGACAAAUCCUCACUAUCAGCAUCACGGCGACCGCCGCCAGCAUCGGAGCAGCAGGCAUCCCUCAGGCUGGGUUGGUUACCAUGGUGAUAGUAUUGACAUCGGUUGGACUGCCCACAGAGGACAUUACACUCAUCAUCGCAGUGGACUGGUUCCUGGACAGACUCAGGACCACCACUAAUGUAUUGGGAGAUUCGUUCGGCGCUGGUAUUGUUGAGCAUCUGUCACAACAGGAACUUCAGGACCAAGAUGUAGAAAUAAUCAACUCUGUGAUCGAGGAGAAUGAAAAACCUUACCAGCUGAUCUGUCAGGACAACGACUCUCUGAAACAUCGUAACAGUGAAACCACCAUGUAACAACCUGAAACACGGCAAACCUAAAGCAGUAUUAUACACAAAUAAAAAAUCACAGUGUGCUAAAUAAAUAUUGUAAAUAACACAGACAUAUCAAUAUGAUAAGUGUUACUAAAUGAAACACCAAUCCGACUGUUUGAAUUUUAUGUAUGUGUUUUGAAUUGACUUUGAAGUAAAUUACGUACAAAGCAAAGUAGCACCCAGUAAGGAAAAGUUCACCAAAAUAGGAAAUUUCUAGUGUAUUUUGUAAACAACAUUAUAAAAAAUUAUUAUUUUGCACUUACAUUUAAGUUUAAUCAACUAGGAUUUUCAAGUAAUUUCAACUAUCUUGACAAGUGAUGAUUUGCUGUAACUUAUAAUAAAGUUGACUAACUAAAGCAAAUUUAACUUUAUUUAAUAAGUUACAGCAACUUAUCAGUCAGUACAGUUAAAAUGACUUAUUACACGGCUCUCUGGAAUGCUUGAUUCUAAUUGGUCAGUUGAGACAUUUGCAGGUUCGUUCUUUUCAAAUAAUAACCGCUCCAAUGUAAUAACGCAUAGCCGGUACUACUUGUACGAUUAAAAUCGCUCCGCGCCAACAAAGAUUACUGUUUGGCCCCAUCUUGUGACAAACACUGGACAACCACAAUUAAGAAUGGAUUUUGACAUUCAUUUUACUAUGUAUGGAAAAAACAAAACAUUUAAACAGUGGAUAGAAGUACGAACAACGACAAGACACAGAGAGCUUACUGAGACUGAACUUGACAAAAUAGGCAUGACAGCUACGAAGCCAACACACAAAAAAAAUACAGAAUGGGCAUUAAAACUUCUCAAAGACUGGCUAAAAGAGAAAAAAAUGGAGACAGACAAGUAUGAAGCAGAGGAUCUUAAUAAGGUAUUACGAUCAUUUUAUGCAUCUGUGCAAAGUUUUGCGGAAGGAUAAAAAUGUUCAUUUAAAACAAAUAUGCCAAUAAAAUGUUUCAAAUUCAUAUUCAUGUCCAGUUUUUUUUCUUAUGUGGCAAGUAGCCAUGUAAUAAGCGGGAUAAUGUAGAGGCAGCCUGUAGUUAUCGCAAAAUAAGCCCCUUCAGUGUGAUACACUGUCAGGGGUUAUUUCCCGAUAACUACCGGCUGCCUCUACAUUAUACCUUACUUAGUUGAUUAAAUGUAAAAAUUUUAGCGCACAAAGAACUGUCAAAAUUAACACAGCAAGUUCAAAUAUGGCUGCAUAUUGAUAAUGUUGAAUCUCUUUUGUUAUUACAUUUGUGACACUGAUUAAAACAUAAUGUAUUGAUCACUAAAUAAGAUUAAAAAAUUGUUUUCUCUUAUACACUGUGUAAAAAGUUAAACGUUGGAUCAACUUAAAAAAGUUUAUUCAAUUUAAAAAAUCCACUUAAGUGAAAAUUUUAAGUUGAAUAAAGUUACAUUUUUUAAGUGUUUUUAAUUGAAGUACCUUUUUAAGUUGAACCAAUUUUUUACUUUUUUAUACAUAUUGUAGACAUAUAUUAACCCACUUGAGCCAUUUGAAUUACUUUAAUGAUGGAUGUUUGUGCUUUUAGAGCUUCUCCAUGUUGGCAUUUUAAUAUAAAAUGGUUAAUUUGUGUCAUAUACCAUUUCAUAGGCUAAAGAAGUUUAAUAUUUAGGUAAACUAUUUCUUUAAAUUAACACUAUGCUUUUAUUAUACUGUAGUUUUUAUACAGUGAUGCCAAUUCAAGACUGUUGUAAACAUUUAUAAAAGUGUUUUUGAAUUAAAAUGUGUUAUUAUUAAACCAGCAUAAUUACAAUGUGUUUUAGAUGUUUGAGCUAUUACCUCAUACUGUACGCAUGAUGCUAAACACACCUAUGACAUCACAUGUAGAGGCAAAGGGCAUGAUUCUUCCCAUAAGAUUUCUUGUAUAUUACUUUAUUAUGACAUUGGUUGUUAUGUUUAUCUGAAUGUUGCCAUUAGAGAUAGUAUUAUCAGGUAGAUGUUUAAGUGAUACAUUGUUAUGAAUAAAUUUGCUUUCUGCUUACAUAUGUAAAUGAUUUGCCUGUUUGCCUAGUUCUCAUAUCAUCCCAAUGUUGCUUUUAUUAGACAAUAAACAAACAUACAGGGAGAAUCUUUCUAAUGCAAUCUGUUAUGUGAAAAUGUAACUGUAUUGUUUUUAUAGUAUUGUAAUAAUAAUUUAUUAUGAACAAGUUGUGGUUAUUUAUAUAUCACUGAUAGCUUAUAUGGCAGAAUUGUGCUAUUGUAAAAUGUUGUUCCAAAUGGACAUUUUCUGAGUU
Paramisgurnus dabryanus is the source of this 4167-nucleotide messenger RNA. RefSeq names its product solute carrier family 1 member 6 (gene slc1a6). NCBI's taxonomy places the organism in Eukaryota, Metazoa, Chordata, Actinopteri, Cypriniformes, Cobitidae. Gene Ontology annotation, cellular component: plasma membrane. Gene Ontology annotation, biological process: L-glutamate transmembrane transport. The record is from RefSeq and is a predicted model, not a curated record. Gene Ontology annotation, molecular function: neutral L-amino acid transmembrane transporter activity; L-glutamate transmembrane transporter activity; glutamate:sodium symporter activity.